ACGACACACGCGGGCCGCGUGUGUGCGCGGUGUGUGCGCGGCGUGCCCCGGAGCGUGCCUCAUCGCGUGAGCAACGUGCAGCCGUGCCGGCGCGCCCAGGGCAGCCGCGGGGAGCGGGCCGCGCGCAAGCCGUGCGAGCGUGCCCCAGAGGCUCGCAGGGGCCGCGCGUGAGUCACGGCGUGCGCGUGUGCGAGCCCUGCGCGGGGGUGCCCAGGGCUGCCGCCGGGUGCGGGCGCACGCCGGGGCGCGGAGGUGCAUGCAGCUCGUGCAGGCGCGUGCACAAGCGCGCGUCCAGUGUGCAUGGCUGAGUGUGCACGCACGCGCGAGGGCACGCCUUUUCCGCGUGGGGGCGAGAGCGCAUUUAUGCCACCCGCGGGCUGUGGCGUGACACGCGUGUGCCAGCCAGGCACGCGCCCGCAGCCUGCGCGUGUGCCCGCGUCUCGCGCAGGGGGCGAACCGCCGCCCGCCCCUCCCGCACGCGUCCGCGCGGGGCACACGCGUGCGCACCCGCGGCUGAGCGCCGGGGCUCUCCCUCUGCCCAGGUGCGGCGGGAUGCGGCGCGGCGCGGCGGCCUGCUGGGCGGUGAUGCUGCUGGCCGCCGCCUUCUGCGACACGGCGGCCGGCAAGGGCGGGCGCGGCGGAGCCCGGGGGGCCGCCCGCGGCGGGGCCCGGGGGGCCGCCCGCGGCCGGGUGAGGGCGGCGCCGCCCCGCUACGGCUCGGCCGGGGCGGCCCUGCGGGUGGCGGGGGCGGCGGCGGCUGGAGCGGCGGCCGGCGUGGCGGCGGGGGCGGCCCUGCGCCGGGCCCGGCUGGCCGGCGAGCUGGAGUCAGGCGACGGCGUCGAGUACCGCGACGGCAACUGGACGGGCGCCGCCGGCGCCUGGACCUCCGCCGCCCCGGCCCGGGACCCGCCGGGCUGGGCCGUGCCCUGGCUCUGCCCCCUGGCCGCCGUCCUCCGCCGCUGAAGGUUUCGGGGGACCUGACCGUGCCCGGUGCAGCUACCGAUGCCGUGAGGACCGGCCGCCCCCCGGGGCCCAGCCCGCCCCCCUGGGCUAGCAGUGGCUCCCAGGGCUGCACCCACUCAGCGCCCGAUCUCACCCGGUCACCCACCGCCAGUGGGGCAGGACCCCGCGGGAAGUCCCUCCACCACCUGCACCCCCAACCCCCAACCCCGCCGGCUCGGGCACCCCGUUCGCACCGCUCUUCUGUACGUGGGUCUCAGCGUCUGGAGGACGAGGAGGUGGCAAUAAAAAUGGGCAGAAAGCA
Messenger RNA from Falco peregrinus (peregrine falcon), 1264 nucleotides. It is a transcript of the gene SPRN, whose product is annotated as shadow of prion protein. The transcript has a single exon. Lineage: Eukaryota; Metazoa; Chordata; Aves; Falconiformes; Falconidae. Gene Ontology annotation, cellular component: nucleus; membrane. Gene Ontology annotation, molecular function: nucleic acid binding. Gene Ontology annotation, biological process: protein import into nucleus. The coding region runs from base 301 to 963 and encodes 220 amino acids. The record is from RefSeq and is a predicted model, not a curated record.